AUGCAAGAAAGGGAGCAGGCGAAGCGGGCAGACGAUGAGAGGGAGGAGGAGGACCCUGAAGAUCCCGAGCCGGUUCCCAUGAAGCGGCCUGCAGCCAAGUCGACAACAAAGGGUGGUGGCAAGAGGGGCAAGCAGGGUGACGACGACGAGCCAAAGCCGAAGCCUGCCAACAGAGGCAAGCAGGGUGACGACGAGGAGCCGAAGCCGAAGCCUGCCAAAAACGGGAAGCGGGGUGACGACGAGCCGAAGCCGAAGCCUGCCAAAAACGGCAAGCGGGGUGACGACGAGGAGGAGCCGAAGCCGACGCCUGCCAAAAGAGGCAAGCAGGGUGACGACGAGGAGGAGCCGAAGCCGACGCCUGCCAAAAGAGGCAAGCAGGGUGACGACGAGGAGGAGCCAAAGCGGAAGCCUGCCAAAAGAGGCAAGCAGGGUGACGAGGAGGGGGAGCCAAAGCGGAAGCCUGCCAAAAGAGGCAAGCAGGGUGACGAGGAGGAGCCGAAGCCUGCCAAGAACGGCAAGCGGGGUGACGACGAGGAGCCGAAGCCUGCCAAGAAGGGCAAGCGGGGUGACGACGAGCCGAAGCCGAAGCCUGCUACGAAGGGCAAGCAGGGUGACGACGAGCCGAAGCCGAAGCCUGCGAAGAAGGGCAAGCAGGGUGACGAGCCAGUGCCGAAGCCUGCUAAGAAGGGCAAGCAGGGUGACGACGACGAGCCACUGCCGAAGCCUGCCAAGAAGGGCAACGAGCCGAAGCCUACGCUAAAAAAGACGUUCGCCAGAAGGUUCGAGCCCCCAACCGAGGGGGACUCCAAGUGCCUUUGGACCUCCAUCCGGGAUGCCUUCAAUGCCGUGAUUCGCCAACACUUCCGUUUCCCUGCUAAGCACGAGGAUCUCUUCUGGAAGCACUGCCGGCCCAUGCUGAUCCAGGAGGAACAGCCCCACUUCAGAUCGAAGGCACAGCAGGUUGCCUUUGAGUGGUUGGAAAUGCAGAGAGCAAAUGGUGCUCUGGACAACCUUGACAACUAA
This is a messenger RNA of Symbiodinium sp. CCMP2592, 1023 nucleotides long. The record is from the annotation of a GenBank genome assembly. NCBI's taxonomy places the organism in Eukaryota, Dinophyceae, Suessiales, Symbiodiniaceae.